AUGAAUUGUAAAUAUUAUUGUAAAAUGAUUAACGUGAGACUAGUGUUUGCGAGCAUAGCGUUGUUGGGCGCCGCAGGAGCUUUGUCAAUUGGCAGAGGCGAUGGCGACCAGUCGCAGGGUGAAAAGGACCAGAGCACAUUGAGACAAGUCACUAUGUUAAUGCGGCACGGACAACGCGCACCGGUUGACACCUACCCGACAGAUCCGCACAUUAAUUCUACCAUGGAUCCUUACGGAUGGGGACAACUCACUGAUAAAGGACGCCUGGUAGCCUACAACGAAGGUCUGUUCCUUCGGGACCGAUACGGAGAAUUUUUGGGUGACGAUUAUUCGCCCGACAAGUUCUGGCUGCAAAGUACUUCCGCGGACCGAGCAAAGAUGACCGCGAUGAUACUGUCAGCGGCGCUGUGGAAGCCCAACGAGAAGCAGAAGUUCAAAUCCGGGGUUGACUGGCAACCUGUUGUGCUUCAUUACUGGACCAGGCCUGAAGAUAAGCUGCUGAUUAUUUGGAACGCUUGUCCAAAAUUAACCGUUGAACGAGUCAAGGUCGAUCACGAUCCAGCCGUACGAGAAAUUAACAUGAAAAACCAGGAUAUGUAUGCUUAUGUCGCUGAAUAUUCUGGUUUGCCGAUGAAAAAUCCUGGAGACAUUGCUAACGUUUAUGGUACUUUAGUUUCUGAAGAAAGAAUGGGAAUGAAAUUUCCUGAAUGGGUUCAUAAGUACUACCCGAGAAAAAUGUCGCCACUGAUGGUCUUCAGUCUUAAGCAGAACGUGUGGAAUGACAAGCUUCGUCGUCUAUCCGGCGGGCCAUUUGUCACGAAAAUGGUGAACAAGAUGGAGGAUCGAUCUACCGGAAAACUGACGCCCAAGUCCCGGAAAAUGUACGCUUACGUAGCCCAUGACAACACGGUAGUUAAUAUGCUCUCUACAAUGGGCGUCUGGGAUGAAAAAGAACCCGGGUUCAACGCAAUGGUACUCGUGGAACUUCACGAGAUCAAGGGUCAGUGGUACGUCCAGUUGUUCUACCGCAACGCGCCUGAUUAUGAGACGCGGCCGCUCACUGUUCCUGGCUGCGAACAUCAAUGUCCUCUGGAGAAGUUCAAGGAACUAAUGGCGCCUAUGAUCAUCGAUAAUUACGAAGAUGAGUGCAAAGUCGAUGAUCCAAAUUACGAAAUUCCCCCAGCUCCUCCAGCUUAG
This is a messenger RNA of Cotesia congregata, 1197 nucleotides long. Lineage: Eukaryota; Metazoa; Arthropoda; Insecta; Hymenoptera; Braconidae. The record is from the annotation of a GenBank genome assembly.